AUGGCCGACAUAGAAAGGACCAUUGAAACUCUCCAAGAGACUGAUUCUGCAGCAGACACCCACAAUUUCAUUGAAACUCAGCUUGAUUCAGUUCUGGACUAUUUAUUCCUGGAAUCAUAUACAGAAAGCCAGAAAACGUGCAAGCUCGGAGUACUUGAUUUUAUCAAGACAGCACUCUUUCAGAAGCAUGUUAUACCAAGGCUUUGUACAGAAAAAUACAUAUUUGGCCUACGAAAUAUCAGAAAAAACGGGUAUGCCAAAAAGGUAUCAGAUGGCAUAAUGUCUCUGUGCUAUGAGAUAUAUUCAGAUGGUAUAAAGACUCUUCUGGAAAAUAAGCCAGAGAGGCUUCUUAGUGUUAUUUACAGGCACUCCACUCUGUGUUACUUUGAGGAGCUUUUAAAAAGUUCUGACUGCAAUGGAAUUGUAGAGCUGUUCCCGUGCUUUUUCUCCUUAAGCGAGCAAAACUUUGUUACUUGGAUAAAGUUCCUGGCAAACCAAAACAGUGUCUGCAUGAUAUUCAGGUUUUUUGUGCGGCUUAAAAGAGGUCAAAAGGAUCUUCAGAAUCUUUCUAAGUUUCUUUAUCUGUUUGUUUCGUUUACUGGAAAUGUGUUUAGGGACUCAGUGUAUAUGAAAGACACGGGGAAGCACUAUGCCCAUUUUUAUAAUGAAAUAGAAAAAAGAGUCGAUGUUUUACUCGAUACAAUAUUUGUGGAAAAUGAUGCAGUAAAUAGGCUAUCCUGCUUAGAAGUCGUUCGGGAGAUGAUUCAAGUUAUUGAGUACAUGCCAGAGGACUCAAAUGUUCUUCCGUCAUUAUAUAAUUAUUUAAAGGGAUCAGAGGUAUUGCAGUAUUUAUCAGAUGGAAAUCACAGCGCACCUGCGUGUGUUAAGGUUAUAUAUCUUAUAAACACCGUUAUGCGGACCAUUCGCUUUAAGUCAUCACAUACGUUAAAAUUUAUGCAAGAGACAAAUAUUUUAUCACACAUUGGAAUGUACUUAUAUGGAACUGCCACACAUACAAUAACAAACGAGAUAUGCCUACUUUUAAAUGAAAUGAUAUAUGUUGGUAAGGUAUUUUACAUUAAUCCAAUUGCGGAAUUCUGCCAGGCUAUUCGCACAACAUCUUUUAAUCAGGUUAUACAGAUAUAUUCAUCCUCACAAAAGAAGCAUACACCGCAUGCGUCUAUAACAGACUGUAUUACACCUGUUAUAUAUAUUCUAUACAAGCUGUAUUAUAUGUGCCUGCAUGAGUCAACCAGCAGAAGUAAAGAAUUAAAGACCUACUCCAGAAGGUUUGUAGUAGUUGAUGAAACAACAGAGCAGUAUAAGAUUUUACAAGAAUUAGAAUUUCUGCAGGAUGAGCAGGCCUACUGGUACAUAACCACACGAGUUCUUGAGCACAGUAAGCGUCUGUCUUUAGAGUAUUGCCGGGCACUCCCCGAAAAAUUGCCAAAUUCAGAGCAACUUGCCAGAUACUUCUGUGAAUAUACUGCAUCUGUGCUUCCUGCUUAUCCAACAUGGCUUUUUCGAUAGCAAUAAAGAUAGUAAAAAUCUGCUGAUUUUUCUAGAUAGUAGUGCCGUAUUAAACUACUGUUUCUGUGCUGGUGCUUUAUACUGUAUACAUAUUUACGAAUUCACUCCACUAAUUAAAUAUUUACCCGAAUAUAUUAAAUCCCCAUAUACCAAUAGUCUGAAAUAUUCCG
This is a messenger RNA of Nematocida parisii ERTm1, 1700 nucleotides long. RefSeq lists its product as uncharacterized. The transcript has a single exon. Lineage: Eukaryota; Fungi; Microsporidia. The record is from RefSeq and is a predicted model, not a curated record. The coding region runs from base 1 to 1530 and encodes 509 amino acids.